AUGUCGAGGCAGACGCCUCCCUCGCCUCUUCAGCGAGGUCGAGGAAGCCUCAGAGCCUACUGGUCGCUCGUUUCAGCCUCAGGAGGACUCAGAGAGGAGCGCUCAGGAAGGAGCUCGCAGGAAACCGCCUCCCUCGCCUCCUCAGUUCAGGCCCUCAGGAGGAGUCGAGGAAAGACGCCUCCUCGCCUCCUCAGUUCAGCCUUCAGAGGAGGUCGAGGAAGGACGCCUCCUCGCCUCCUCAGUUCGCCUCUGGAGCGAGGUCGGGAGACGCCUUCCUCGGCCUUCCUCAGUUCAGCUCAGGAGGGCAGGUGCGAGGAAGACGCCUCCCUCCGCCUCCUCAGUUCAGGCUCUGGAGGAGUCGAGGAAGACGCCUCCCUCGCGAGGAAGAAUCUCAGCCUCAGCGAGAGGUUCGAGGAAGGACGCGCCUCCUCAGUUCAAGGCCGCUCGAAGGAAGACGCCUCCCUCGCCUCCUCAGUUCAGCCUCAGGAGGAGGUCGAGGAAGACGCCUCCCUCGCCUCCUCAGUUCAGCCUCAGGAGGAGGUCGAGGAAGACGCCACCCUCGCCUCCUCAGUUCAGGCCUUCAGGGAGGAGGUCGAGAAGACGCCCCCUCGGCCUCCUCCAGUUCAGCGGAGGAUGGCUCGAGGAAGACGCCAUCCCUCGCCUCCUCAGUUCAGCCUCUGGAGGAGGUCGCAGGGAGCGCCUCCCUCGACUCACUCAGUUCAGCCUCAGGAGGAGGUCGAGGAAGACGCCUCCCUUCCCCUCCUCAGUUCAGCCUCUGGAGGAGUCGAGGAGACGCCUCCCUCAGCUCCUUCAAUUCAGCCUCAGGAGGAGACGUCGAGGGAAGACGCCUCCCUCGCCUCCUCAGUUCAGCCUCAGGAGAGGUGCGAGGAAGACGCCUCCCUCGGCCUCCUCAGUUCAGCCUUCAGGAGGAGGUCCGAGAAAGACGCUGCCCUCGCCUUCCUCCAGUUCAGCCUCAGAGGAGGUCGAGGAGACGCCACACCCUCGCCUCCUCAGUUCAGCCUCAGGGGAGGAGGUCGAGGAAGGACGCCUCCCUCGCCUUCCUCACCAGGAGGAGUCCCUCGCCUCCUCAGUUCAGCCUCAGGAGGAGGUCGAGGGAAGACGCCACCCUCGCCUCCUCAGUUCAGCCUCAGGAGGAGGUCGAGGAAGACGCCACCACCCUCGCCUCCUCAGUUCAGCUCAGGAGAGGUCGAGGAAGCCGACCCCACACCCUCGCCUCCUCAGUUCAGCCUCAGGAGGAGGUCGAGGAAGACGCCACCACCCUCGCCUCCUCAGUUCAUCCUCAGGAGGAGGUCGAGGAAGACGCCACCACCCUCGCCUCCUCAGUUCAGGCUCAGGAGGAGUCGAGGAAGACGCCCCACCUCGCCUCCUCAGUUUCAGUCCCUCGAGGAGGAGUCGAGGAAGACGCCACCCUCGCCUCCUCAUCGAAACUGGCUGAAAUCAGAUUUUUAUAACGCUUUAAUCGUUGAAUACCUCGCCUCCCCGGUUCAGGAGGUCGAGCUAAAUCCAGAUGAUAAUGAGUGGUUAAACCAGGACUUUCACGAUGCUUUACUUGUAAAUCUUGAAGCUAUCGUUGCCUCCCCAGAGGCCGAGGAAGAAGUCGAGCUCUCGACUUGGUUGGACGACUUCCUCGCCUCCCCGACUCCAGAGGACGAGGAAGACGCCGCCACUCCGACUGUUGACGAGGUCGAGCUCUCGACUUGGUUGGAGGACUUCCUCGCUUCCCCGACUCAGGAGGCCAAGAAAGACGCCAGCGUCGCAUAG
Molecule: messenger RNA, 1782 nt
Organism: Penaeus vannamei (Pacific white shrimp)
Lineage: Eukaryota; Metazoa; Arthropoda; Malacostraca; Decapoda; Penaeidae
Source: RefSeq, a predicted model, not a curated record